Messenger RNA from Anthonomus grandis grandis, 589 nucleotides. RefSeq lists its product as uncharacterized. The transcript has 3 exons. Gene Ontology annotation, biological process: positive regulation of voltage-gated potassium channel activity; regulation of synaptic transmission, cholinergic; sleep. NCBI's taxonomy places the organism in Eukaryota, Metazoa, Arthropoda, Insecta, Coleoptera, Curculionidae. The record is from RefSeq and is a predicted model, not a curated record. Bases 114 to 551 code for a protein of 145 amino acids.
UAUUCCGCCGAAGGUGAAAGUGAAAUAGAAUAACAAGAAAUCCGCUUAUUAUACCAUGUCGCCUUGAAGAAUAUAAUGACCGUACAAAGUGUAAAGUUUAGUUCUUUAUUAAAAUGGACGCUAAAAUCUAUUUAGCGUGUCUUCUUAGCUUGUUUUUAGUGAAUUUCGCUUAUGGAUUGCAGAGAUGCUUUAUGUGCAGAUCCAGGGGCGAGCUGGGAAGCUGCAAAGACCCUCUUACUGUAAACGUCACUGUGGUUGAAAAUAAGGGCGAAGAGGGGGUGGAAACUGUCCCGUGUGCCUCAGGAUGGUGUGCGAAAAUCGUCGAAAGUGAAAAUGGACCAAAAGAAGAAUAUGGUGUAGCUACCCAGAGAACAUGUCUUCAGCGGGGUCCUUCUGACAGCGAGGACCGCUGCGCCUACACAAAAUGGAACAACAAGAUGGUGUACAUGUGCUUCUGCAGAGGCGAUUUGUGUAACGGAUCGAAUGGUCUUAAUAAGGCGAAUAUUUUCGUUUUGAGUGUGUUACUGAUGGUAAAGAUGUUUGUAAUUUAGAUUUAGAAAACUAUUAAUAAAAAUAUUGCUUAAUUUUG